AUGAAGGCGAAACAAACAGCUAAAGCAUCACCAUUUUGGCCUUCUUUUUCGCAAGUAUUUUACAACAAAAUAAAACAGGAUGUGAUUCGAUGCGAUAAAUGCGGAACAAUUCUUAUACACAAAUCCAUUGACGGAACGAAGGUGAUGUCAACUCAUACAAAGGCUUGUGGAAAGAAAAAACAACUCAAUACUACUCAACAAAGCGCCGAUGCUAGUUCGAAACGAAAUUCAACGUCUACACAGAUAAAAAUUCCUUCGCAAGUCAAGCAGUUGAUUACCGAUGCAUCCGUUGAAUUCACUUUUCUCGAUAAUCGACCAUUUGAACCUGUUAAAGGAGAUGGACUUGUCAAUUUAGUUGGAAAAAAUCGUCGUUGCUGGCCAACAGUUAUCAGGACUAGCAGGUGCACAAGUGAAAGACUUGUUACCCUAUCCGACGACGGUAAGCAGAUAGCAUGA
Messenger RNA from Adineta ricciae, 456 nucleotides. The record is from the annotation of a GenBank genome assembly. NCBI's taxonomy places the organism in Eukaryota, Metazoa, Rotifera, Eurotatoria, Adinetida, Adinetidae.